GCUGAAAGAGAUUGCAUACAUUGACAGAAAGGGUGUUAACAAAUCCUAAUCCCAAAUGGGUAUUCCCAAUUUAACUGUUCAAGUUCUCAACCUUUCUCCUGGUAUGAUCCUUGAUGACCUGAUUUUGUUCUUCUCUUAUUGUGGAACUGUUGAGGAUAUUGAGGUUGAGAUCAGCUUAAAUAAAGCCCAACCCAGGUCAGCUCUGGUGUCAUUCAAGCAGCCAUAUGCUUUCCAAACUGCUCUUCUCUUAAAUGGGGCAAAUUUCGCAGGCCAGCCAGUUCAUGUUCUGCAAUUGAAGUAUUUUGCAUAUCCUUCACACAUAGAUAAAGUGACUAAUCUCAGACAGACUCAGAUUUGGUGCUAUAUUACUGUUUCUAGUUCAGAUAUGGUUUUAUGGGCUAUGGGUGUGUAUUCUACAGAACCGCUUCGUACAAGGGAUUGUUCUGACAAAGCGCUUUCGGAGAGAGGUAGAGAUCAACUGAUUCACCGGACAGGACAUAAUGUUGUUGCAGCAAAGCAGGCAGAAGCAGACAAAGCAGGCAGCAUCACAAAUGGUGAGUAUGUUUCAUCUGGUACUGUUUGGUUCUCUGCAAUGUUUGGAAAAGCUUCCAAGAGUAUCUCAGAAUUGAGCACCUCUAGGAAGAGGAAUAACCCCAAUUCUAGGAAGCAAAAAUAAGCUGCACCAGGAUUUUCUCUCCCAAAGUUGAGAUUGUAGGAAAAAUGUAUCAACUAAAAUAAUAAUUUUAUG
Rubroshorea leprosula is the source of this 748-nucleotide messenger RNA. NCBI's taxonomy places the organism in Eukaryota, Viridiplantae, Streptophyta, Magnoliopsida, Malvales, Dipterocarpaceae. The record is from the annotation of a GenBank genome assembly.